AUGGAUGUUUCAACAAGGUGGAACUCUACCUACCUAAUGCUGCGAGAUGUCUUGUACUACAAGGAUGCAUUUAUUAGGCUGAAGUCUUCAGAUCGCCGUAAGUAUGCCAAGAUUUCUCCAUCUUCUGCUGAAUGGGACAAUGCAUUAACAAUUUAUGGUUGCUUGAAGAAAUUUUAUGAUCUCACUGAAAUUCUCUCUGGCACUUCAUACCCUACUGCAAACUUAUUUUAUAGAGGUUUCUGUGAUAUCAAGGUCUUGCUUGAUGAGUGGUGCUAUGAUGAAAAUAUUACAAUUAAAGAAAUGACAAUUUCUAUGAAGUCAAAAUUUGACAAAUAUUGGGAUCAGUGCAGUAUUGCUCUAACUGUAGCCUGUUUUCUUGACCCUAUGUAUAAGAAAAGGCUGAUAGAAUACUACAUGAAGAAGUUCUAUGGUGGUUAUUAUCAAGCUGAACUUGAUGAGUUUGUUAGUGUGGUAAAAAAACUGUACAAGUUUUAUGUUAAUAUUGCUGCAUCAUCAAAGAAAACUAGAGAAGGGGCUGCACCCAGACCUAGUAACACAACUGAUAUAUUAAUGGAAAAUAUAGACCAUGGCUUAGAAGAAUUCUUAUAUGAAGCAAGUGAACCUGGUAUGGUUGAGUCAAAUGAGUUGGACAUGUAUAUUGGAGAACCACUACUGAAACUUAGUGGUGAGUUUGACAUCUUAGCAUGGUGGAAAAACAAGAGAGAGCAGUAUCCUAUCCUUUCACAAAUUGUUCGGGAUGUAAUGGCCAUACAAGUGUCAACAGUAACAUCCGAGUCUACUAUUAGUGCUGCUGGCCGUGUUGUUGAUCCCUAUCGCAGUCGGCUUGAUCCCGAGAUGGUACAGGCAUUAAUUUGCACAAAGGAUUGGGUUGCUGCAGCAAGUAAAGAUUCUAAAAAGCUUGGAUCAAUUGUGAGUGAUCUUGAGGUUGACGCUUUAACUAAUGUUGUGGCUAAACUGAAAAUUGAGGAAAAUAACAAGGAGGGAGAUGAGGACAAUGAGGUGGACAAUGAGGAAGCAAAGGACAUGGAAAGUGAUCCUGACAUCAUGGAUGAUGCUGAUGAACUGUAG
Striga hermonthica is the source of this 1089-nucleotide messenger RNA. Lineage: Eukaryota; Viridiplantae; Streptophyta; Magnoliopsida; Lamiales; Orobanchaceae. The record is from the annotation of a GenBank genome assembly.